UUAAGAUAUUUUCGGAGAAGAUAGAUACAAAACAUUCUCAUAUAUAUCAACAGAAAAAAGAAUUUAUCAACCCAAUCGUCGCUAGUUACAAAUCACAUUUGCUGACCCAAUUUUCCAACCAAGCACACACACACACACACACACACAAUCAAUUUCUUUCUUUUAUGGGUGGUGGGAUAGCUAUGAGAGCGGCGGCAAAGGCUGCCGGAAUGGGUGCAUUCACCACCCGUUUCCGCGGCGGAGAUAACCCAGUUGUCUCCGUCGCACGGCGGACCGCGCUUUCUUCUGUCGCUAACUCAGGGGAGGAUAUAAAAUUGGUGAUUAAUAGUAAGAAUGACGUCGAAAGUGUUGAAAAGCCUCUGCUUGAUGAUUGGGAAUUUGCUGGAGAAGAAGAAGAUGAACUUUUUAUGGACCCUGGUGAACCUAGUCUGCCCAGGCUUGUGUUUGGCGGCGUACCCACUAUUCAAGAGGCUACCCAGGCUACUGAUGAUCUUAAAUUUGCUCUUCAACAGACUUAUCUGUCUACAAAUGCCACUUAUGGACAACAGUCAUCGGAUUCUGAGAAUGUGGUGGCUGGGCCUGAUGUUGCUAGCCAAAAUGUGGUACCCCACUCGCCUACAAAUCAUGCAAUGCAAGCGUUUAGGCUUUUUAAUGAUAGUCCUAGUGCUCGGACUGUUGUUGCUUCAAUUGCUUCGGAUCCAAAUGUCUGGAAUGCAGUUCUGCAAAAUGCCGAUCUUGUGGAUUAUUUGCAAACCCAGAGGACAGAAACGGACCCACAUGUAGAGGUUGUUUUACCAGAAACGGACCCAAUGGUGAAUCAUUCGUCUGAUGAGAGUUCAGAGACUGGUGAUUCUAAAUCUGGACCAGGAAAAGGUUUCAUGGAGUAUGUGGUGGACGUUAAGCAGAAGAUCUCUGUUACAGUGGUGGGUAUGAUGAACAGCUUAUCAGAUACCUUCCAGUCUUUUUUUGGUGGUUUAGGUAAAGAUGAAUUUACUGUGAAUCACGAUGGAACUGCUGCUAUAUCUGCGGAGAAAGCCGUGAUUGGAGCAAGCUUAAUGGGAUUGGCGAUAAUGGUGAUUUCCGUGGUGGUUCUUAAGCGCCCAGCUCUUUAAUUUGUCGAAAAUGCUGGGAGCCAUUUUAGCUUAUGAAUGCAGCUAUACAGUUUGCUUGAACCUUGUAAUGUCAAUUGAUAUAUCUUUGCUUUACGUUCAUAUGUUAUGGGAUUCAACUUAAUAAGUUAAUUUCUCCGCUAAUACAUACAAAGUUUUGAA
Erigeron canadensis is the source of this 1271-nucleotide messenger RNA. RefSeq lists its product as uncharacterized. The transcript has 4 exons. NCBI's taxonomy places the organism in Eukaryota, Viridiplantae, Streptophyta, Magnoliopsida, Asterales, Asteraceae. The coding region runs from base 165 to 1112 and encodes 315 amino acids. The record is from RefSeq and is a predicted model, not a curated record.